This is a messenger RNA of Fusarium poae, 1431 nucleotides long. RefSeq lists its product as uncharacterized. NCBI's taxonomy places the organism in Eukaryota, Fungi, Ascomycota, Sordariomycetes, Hypocreales, Nectriaceae. Bases 1 to 1431 code for a protein of 476 amino acids. The transcript is spliced from 2 exons. The record is from RefSeq and is a predicted model, not a curated record.
AUGGGCGCCGGCGCCGGCGGCUUGACUGCGGCGGUAGCGGCGGCAGCGGCGGAUGGUCGGCGCCUCAGAGUCAUCCUGGUAGAGAAGGAAGAUCAUGUUGGCGGCACAACUUUCAGGUCCGGUGGCUGCAUGUGGAUGCCCAACAAUUUUCUCAUGCAGGAAAAUGACAUCAAAGAUAGCAAAGAACAAGCCGCGCGCUACAUCAAUGCUGUGGCAAAACUUGGAAGCCCGGUCCUUGAGGAACAAGCCGUUAAUGUGGACCUGCGCUAUGAGCGCCUCGACGCUUUCUUGACGCAGGGGCCCGAGAUGAUGAGAUACCUUAGAGACCAGGGCUUCCGAUGGAUGGCCAAACCGUCCCAGUUCCCAGACUAUCACCCGCACGUUGACGGUGCGGUCGAGCAUGGCCGCACCUUGGACCCAGCGGUUUUCGAUGCGGCAAGCCUGGGCCAUUACCAGAAAUACCUCCCGAAGCCAGACGGCGUGCCUGUGGUCCCUAGGUUUGAGGACUUCCGGGUCUUGACAAGGUUGCGUUCUUCCAGCCUUUAUCCUGCGGAAGCCUCGGCUCUUCCGAAAGGAAUGGUGAGGCCUAUGUCCAUGGGGCGAUCGCUCAUUGCCCAGCUUCUCAAGAUGUGCAUGGAACACGACAACGUAGAGAUUUGGACUGGCUUGGAGCUGAGCGAACUCUUGCUAUCCGAUCGCGAUGGAGGCGUGAUAGGAGUAAGAGUUCACCGCAGAGGCGGUGAGGAACACCUUGGUCAAGUCUGGGGUAUUCCCACCAUGGUCGAUCCUAGGACGGGAAAAGUGACGGAAGCCAUGUUUGCCAUAUCCAAGCCCUUCUCCAUAGUAGUCGAUGGCUGGGGCCGCCGCGUCUUCUCCGAGUCCCAGCCCUACGGCGAGGCCGUUAGGUCCAUGUAUGAGAGAGCAAAUGAGGACGCAGAAGCGGCCGCAUUCUGGCUUGUCUUUGACCAGAGAUACCGGAAAAGAUAUCCCAUCGGGAGCCUCAAGACCGUCUGGCAGAUUGAUCAGGCUAUCGAACGAGGCUUGCUCUUGCACUCGGAUACUAUUGACGGCCUAGCUGAGCAGAUAGGGGUGCCGAAGCACAGCCUGCAGGCGACAGUAAGCGAGUGGAAUACAAUGUGUCAUCAAGGUAUAGAUAAACAUUUCCACAGAGGUGAGGACAGGUACCAGCAGUUCAUCGGCGAUCCAACUGUGGUACCAAACCCAUGCAUGGGUCCUGUCAAGGAAAGCCCGUUUUACGCCAUCAGAAUCUUUCCCGGUGAUGCUGGCACGCGAGGCGGCCUGCGGACUGACCAGCACGCAAGAGUGCUCAGGGCAGACGGGAGCGUGAUUUCUGGUUUGUUUGCUGGGGGCAACGCAUCAGUUGCGCUUCUUGGAACCCAGGGGUGGGAACGACACUCGCCCCUGCGAUGA